AUGGCAACCUUUGAUCAUAACUGGCAGACGAAACGCCAAACUAUCAGCGAGAGAACCAAAUUUAUUUUUAAUAACGAAUUGUUAAGUGAUGUGAAGUUUGUAGUUCCUGCGUCGCUGAACGAAAGUGAAAGCCGGAUGAGUCAAAAGAGCAUUCCAGCCCACAAGUUUGUUCUUGCAAUCAGCAGUCCUGUGUUUUAUGCCAUGUUUUAUGGUGAAAUGGCGGAGUCUGCAGGCACUGUUCAACUGCCUGACUGUGAUUAUGAGAGUCUGUUGGAGUUGUUUCGAUACUUAUACAGCGAUGAUGUGAAGCUAAGCGAAAGUAAUGUGAUGCCGGUUAUAUAUUUGGCAAAGAAAUACAUGGUACCCUCACUGGCUGAUAAAUGCACUGAAUAUCUCCGGAAACAUUUAGGAGCGUCGAAUGUGUUCUCCAUUCUGCCGCAAGCUCAGAAAUUUGAGGAUAAAGAUUUAGAAAGUCGUUGCUGGGAAGUAAUUGAAUCGCACACUGAGCAAGCUCUAAUAUCUGAUGAAUUUCUCACGCUUGAGCGAUCAAUCGUCGAGUCUGUCGUGAAAAGGAAUGCAUUGGAAGUAAAAGAAGUGGAUUUGUUCAGAGCUGUGGAUCGCUGGGCCACUAAAGAACUAGAAAGGCAAGGGAAGACUCCUAGUAGGAAAAUCAAAAGAAGGAUUCUUGGAGAGGAGAUUGUAAAAGCAAUACGUUUUUCAUUGAUACCAGAGAAGGAGUUUGCUUCAGUUGUUUUGGAUUGUGGCAUCCUCACUAAAACAGAGAUUUGUGACAUGAUUAAGUACUACAAUGACGUCGACCUAAAAUCUCCUUUAGUAUUCAUGCGUUUCCCCAGAAGUUUGCGUCGAUGUUACAGAUUUGCACACAUAGAAAUCCCUCAAACUCCAAUGGGUCCCUGGAGCAACAUUGACACUCUCCCUAGUGCUCUUAAAUUAACUGUGAACAAACCUGUCAGGUUACAUGGAGUACAGCAUUUUGGCCGUGAGGGUGCCGAGUACACUGCUUCAUUACAAGUGAAAGAUGCAGAUACUGGCUUUUCUCUUGUACAACAACUAGGAUCCUACUUUUCAGAAAAAGAGGACACAUAUUCUUACAUGUAUUAUGGCUUUGAUGUUGAGUUCGAUAACCCAGUUUGCCUUGAGACAGACAGAACAUAUGAGAUUGUAUCUCGUGUAAAUGGUCCGAUAUCUUGCUUUGGAAAAUUAGGCCGAGACACUGUUCUGUCUCAAGAAAUCCUAUUUUCAUUUCGCAAUUCAGCGGCUUCCAGCGAUGGGACUGAUGUAUCUCAAGGCCAGUUUCCUGCCUUUCUUUUCAGUACAACGUAGUUUUAGUUCUUAAGAAACAUAAUUUGCUGAUCUCCUAGGAAGUCUCAAAAUAUGGUUAACCGUUAGCCGUGAAAGAACCAAACAUUUUACUCGUUAAACGCAAAGAGAGGACGUCUUGACCUUAAAUCUGUCGAGAAAUUAACCGCAAUUUUCUGUUUCACUCAGUGUCAACAGUCAAACAGAGAAUAUCAAUAUCGCUUGUAAGGAUUUCACGUGACUUGUCCCGUGGCUGAUGCAGCCUAUUUUAGGUUUUACCUCUAGUCAUCUUGGAAAGCUUUUGAAAAGGCCCCACCUUUUGAAAACUUUUUUUUUUUUCAUGUCAGGCGUGGACUCUAUACUUUAAAUAGUAUCAUUACGAUUUAGGCUAUUGCAUUGCAAUUGAAGUUAACUGACUGAGUACUCGCAAUCCUCGGUAGCAAGUUUUGCAAAAAAAGUGUAUUAAUAAAGCGGAACAGCUUAUAGAAAAGAAAAAAAUCCCAAAUGUAGCAAGAAUAACACAUCAACUAGAAUUGCAGGCUCCUUGCAUAAGUGUAUAACAAAAACUGCAAGUAUAGUAAAGAUAACAGACAAACGAAAAAAAAGAAAAAGAAAAAAAAAACUUUAAACUACUCUCCCUCCUAAGGAAAGAAUGUGUAAAUGUAUAUCGCUCACCGUCAAUCUUAAUAAUGCUCUCUUAAAAAGGUGAAUUUUGUGGCGGCAAUAAAAAGAUUUUCCGGUGAAUGGCGAUAUCAAUUUGUGCAUUCGUUAAAUCAGUAUACUUUAAGGUUUCUUCGUUUUGUCUUAAGCCAUUUUUUUUUUUUUUUUUUUUACAAUCCCAGACACAAUCAGAUGGGUAUUAGCGAAGUUCGAGCAACUUUUCUGUUCUGUACUGCCCGCCCGGGGUUUUAACUUCACGCAGUCUCAUGCUCCGAUCAGCAGACCGGCACUCAUGGGCGGCGUUCAGUUUCCUUCAGUCAUUCAGCCGUAGAAAAUACUAUUUAAAAUUGAAAUUUAUUAUAGAUUUUGAAGCCUCUAUUAGCAAAGGAAUAUGUUAAACAAAAUUUUGAAGGCUUGUCUACAUUUUCCUUUAAAUUAAAACCUCGAAACUAAAAAAGUGUGGGUACCCUGUGUUUCGUGCAAUCUCGCGCAGACUCAGAAGCAUUAUCAAAUUUGUUGCUUGAGAGGAAAGGAAGUUCGUGAGUUGUGUUGACGUUUAAACUUAAAGCUACUUGGUAAUCAGAAUGGCUACAUUUGAUGAUAACUGGCAGAACGCCCAACGAGAGAACCAAAUUUAUCCGGAAGAGUCAGAAGAACAUUUCACCCCACAAGGUUUUUCUUGCCAUCAGCACUCCUGUGUUUUGUGCAUUGUUCUGUGGUGA
Messenger RNA from Porites lobata, 2702 nucleotides. The record is from the annotation of a GenBank genome assembly. NCBI's taxonomy places the organism in Eukaryota, Metazoa, Cnidaria, Anthozoa, Scleractinia, Poritidae.